AUGGGUUGUACUUGUAUAGCUGUCGACAACAGCCCAGAUGCUGCCACGUGUUUCUUCUGCCUCAAGGAGUUGGAGGGCUGGGAGCCGGACGAUGACCCACAGAAAGAGCACAAAUCGCAUUCACCCUCGUGUCACUUCUUGGCCCUGAAGAAGAAAGUAGAGGAGCUGCCUUUGAACGAGUUCUUGAAGCUCUACCAGGCGAGGCACAAGCGCCUCAUCAGCAAAAACUGUAACGAGGCCGUCGACAAGUUUGAGGUGGCUGCAAGAUUGGUGAAAUCGGAAAUUCUCAAGAUGGAAAUGGGCAAAUAAGACAUUGGGUGUGUAUGUAAAUAUGUACAGCAUUUGUUUUGUGUUAGCUAUACUUUGCCGUUUUUAUUCGUAAAUUGUGGACGGUAUUUUUUAUUUUACUUAUACAUUGUACCUUUCAGUUUAAGGUUUACUUAGUGCGGUCUCAGUGCAUGUUUUUUUUACCAUAUUUGAUUACCCAUAUAAGUUUUCAUGUAGGGACGGCGUGGCGCAGUGGAAGAGUCGCCGUGCACAACCCGAGGGUCCCUGGUUCAAUUCCCACCUAGUACCAACUUCGUCACGUCCGUUGUGUCCUAAACAAGACACUUCACCCUUGCUCCUGAUGGGUCCUGGUUGGCGCCUUGCAUGGCAGCUCCCUCCAUCAGUGUGUGAAUGUGUGUGUGAAUGGGUAUGUGGAAGUAGUGUCGGAAAUCACAUUUUGGUCAUCAUGUAUUAUAAUGAGUAUCAUUUUAACUGCAUCAAUUGAAUAAAUUAAAUGUAUCAACAGUUCCCCUUUAAGCAGCAGGACAAGGCUGUUUUAGCAGCAUUGGAAUGAAUGCAGCUCCUCUGCUCACUGCAUGAGGCUGAACACAGUUACAUUAAAUAAACCUCUUUUACACAAAACAAAAA
Molecule: messenger RNA, 915 nt
Organism: Nerophis ophidion (straightnose pipefish)
Lineage: Eukaryota; Metazoa; Chordata; Actinopteri; Syngnathiformes; Syngnathidae
Product: baculoviral IAP repeat-containing protein 5.2-like
Exons: 1
Coding region: 1-309 (102 amino acids)
Source: RefSeq, a predicted model, not a curated record